This is a messenger RNA of Hyaena hyaena (striped hyena), 2013 nucleotides long. RefSeq names its product cytokine inducible SH2 containing protein (gene CISH). Gene Ontology annotation, biological process: phosphatidylinositol phosphate biosynthetic process; intracellular signal transduction. Bases 170 to 943 code for a protein of 257 amino acids. Gene Ontology annotation, cellular component: phosphatidylinositol 3-kinase complex. Gene Ontology annotation, molecular function: 1-phosphatidylinositol-3-kinase regulator activity. NCBI's taxonomy places the organism in Eukaryota, Metazoa, Chordata, Mammalia, Carnivora, Hyaenidae. The transcript has 3 exons. The record is from RefSeq and is a predicted model, not a curated record.
CCCCUCGCGCCCUCCCGGCCCGCCCGUGCCUUGGCCUCUCAGUCCUAGCCUGCCGCCGGUGCGACCCGGGAGCCUGCCUUAGGAGCGAGACCUACGCCCACUGGCUCCCUCCAGCCGCCGCCGUCCGGCUGAGCCCCAGCUCCGGAGCUGCCGCUGCCGCUGCCGGGACAUGGUCCUCUGCGUUCAGGGACCUUGUUCUUUGCUGGCUGUGGAGCGGAUCGGGCAGCAGCCCCUGUGGACCCAGUCCCUGGAGCUGCCCGAACCAGCUAUGCAGCCUUUGCCUGCCGGGUCCUUCCUGGAGGAAGUGGCAGAGGAGACCCCAGCCCAGCCAGAGAGUGAACCCAAGGUGCUGGACCCUGAGGAGGAUCUGCUAUGCAUAGCCAAGACCUUCUCUUACCUUCGGGAAUCUGGCUGGUAUUGGGGUUCCAUUACGGCCAGUGAAGCCCGACAACACCUGCAGAAGAUGCCAGAGGGCACGUUCCUAGUACGUGACAGCACCCACCCCAGCUACCUAUUCACUUUGUCGGUCAAAACCACCCGAGGCCCCACCAAUGUGCGCAUUGAGUACGCCGACUCCAGCUUCCGCCUGGACUCCAACUGCCUGUCCAGGCCACGCAUCCUGGCCUUCCCAGACGUGGUCAGCCUCGUGCAGCACUAUGUGGCCUCCUGUGCUGCUGACACUCGAAGUGACAACCCUGACUCUGCACCUACCCCGGCCCUGCCUACCCCUAAGGAAGAUGCGCCUGGUGAACCAGCACUGCCUGCCCCUGCAGUCACUGCCGUGCACCUAAAAUUGGUGCAGCCCUUUGUGCGCAGAAGCAGCGCCCGCAGCCUGCAGCACCUGUGCCGCCUUGUCAUCAACCGUCUGGUGGCUGAUGUAGACUGCCUGCCACUGCCCCGGCGCAUGGCUGACUACCUCCGACAGUACCCAUUCCAGCUCUGACCCAUCUGAGUAUCUCUCUCGCCUCACCCAGCCAUACCCUGGAGGGGACACAGGCCCCAGCUGGACUUGGGCUCCCGUCGUCCCUCCUCCAGUUAUCCUGGUGACUGCAAGCACAUGACAGCUGGACCAGGGAGAAUCAGCAGGAGCAAGCCUGGGGGUGAGAGGGAGAGAAAAAUGUCACACAACUUAAAGGUCAACACCCCCAGUUCCCAUGUGGCUCCGUUGUGGUGAGCCACGUGUCAGGAGAGAGGGAGACAGGCGGGACCUUGUCUCACCUUGUGGGUGAGGCCCAGGCCCCCAUUUGACACUGUGGGCUCCUGAACUGUGUACACUUUGCCGGCCCUGGUUUCUCAGUACACAGGGUGGGGCAGGCCCCUCCUUCCAGCCAGCCUGUCUCAGGGAGGAUGGCAGCAAGAGGAACUGAGGUUGACAAUGACAGUCCCUUGAGGAGGGAACAGGCCAGGCUGAGGGACUGCAAAGUUAUACAGUAUUUAUUUAUUUAUUCUCCAUGCAUUGGGCUCAAGGUGAGCCAGUCCCACCUCUCUGCCCUGAGCCCUGAGUGCUCUGGAGACCCCAGCUCUGCCCAACUUCUGGUUCCUCCUGGUGGAGAGCCUCAUCCUGAGACAUGUUGCUGGACCCAAGGCAGUUCUGGGUAUCCUGGCGCUAACCCACCCACCUGUGAAUGUGCGCACCUUCUUCUGGCCCCCAGCUCUGUUUUGGGAGGGUAGGUAAAUGGACAAGAAAAUGAAGCCAAAGUGUCAGUGCCCAGCAGAGCCCGCCACUCACCCCCUCGCAGGGCAGAACCCUGUCUGCACAGAGCUGGUCUCGGUGUGGCACCUGCCUGAGCGAGCACGUGUGCGGUGUCAGGAAGCGGCAUGCUGGCUCAAGGGCUGCUACUCCAGCUCUGCUGGGUCGGCUUCCUGCCCAGGAAGGUGCCUGCACACGAGAGGGAAAGAAAUACCUAUUGAUAAAAAUAAGUAUUAUAAUAAGUAAAACCCAGUUUGGUAGUCUUUAUUCUUCCACUGAUUUUUCUGUAUUGACAAUAAAAUUGUACUUUUCAUUUAAGAAGA